Molecule: messenger RNA, 219 nt
Organism: Aspergillus novofumigatus IBT 16806
Lineage: Eukaryota; Fungi; Ascomycota; Eurotiomycetes; Eurotiales; Aspergillaceae
Product: 40S ribosomal protein eS25
Exons: 1
Cellular component (GO): cytosolic small ribosomal subunit
Molecular function (GO): structural constituent of ribosome
Source: RefSeq, a predicted model, not a curated record
ACAGUCAAGGACAAGGCCCAGCACGCCGUCGUCCUUGAGAAGCAGACCGCCGAGAGACUCCAGAAGGAUGUCCAGUCCUACCGCCUCAUCACCGUCGCCACCCUUGUCGACCGUCUGAAGAUCAACGGCAGCUUGGCCCGCAGGGCCCUCGCUGAUCUUGAGGAGAAGGGACAGAUCAAGAAGGUCGUUGGCCACUCCAAGAUGACCAUCUACAGUAUG